Molecule: messenger RNA, 658 nt
Organism: Eucalyptus grandis
Lineage: Eukaryota; Viridiplantae; Streptophyta; Magnoliopsida; Myrtales; Myrtaceae
Product: rapid alkalinization factor
Exons: 1
Coding region: 100-465 (121 amino acids)
Source: RefSeq, a predicted model, not a curated record
UCAUCCCGCUUCGUUUGCGCACCUUCGCGCCUAUAAAGAAACGCGACGCCAUGAACGUCAACCACAGCAGAAGGCUCUAAAACCAUCAGCCCUCGAGAAAUGGCCAAUGCCCCGUCCGCUUCCAUCCUCUCCUUCUUCCUAUCCAUUGCGAUCCUCCUCGUCUCCUCGAUCACGGCCAAUGCAGGCGGGGACCAUGAGCUGAGCUGGAUGCUGCCGGCCCCGAUGAGGGCCCCGGGGUGCCAAGGCCCGAUCGCCGAGUGCCUGGCGGAGGACGAGUUCGGGAUGGACUCGGAGAUCAGCAGGCGGAUCCUGGCGACCAUGCCGCGGCACAUCAGCUACGAUGCGCUGCAGCCGGGCACCGUGCCGUGCUCCCUGAGGGGGGCGUCCUACUACAACUGCAGGCCUGGCGCCGAGGCGAACCCGUACAACCGCCCCUGCAGCGUUAUCACCAAGUGUCGUAGCUGAGAAAAAUGGUGAAGUGGCUGUGUAUGUACCUAUAUGUUUCCUGAUGUUUCCCCUGUGCUUGUGGUGUGGACGUGUUCAUGUCAUUGUGAAAUCAUGUAAAGAAGCUAAAGCUCUCAUUUGUUCCUCCUGCCUCCUCAUCCAUCUUCUUCUCUCUCCUUUCUGCCUCCUGAAUAAUACGAACUCUUUCUAGUCA